Branchiostoma belcheri (Belcher's lancelet) is the source of this 4924-nucleotide messenger RNA. RefSeq lists its product as uncharacterized. Gene Ontology annotation, biological process: cell surface receptor protein tyrosine kinase signaling pathway; positive regulation of kinase activity; protein phosphorylation. Lineage: Eukaryota; Metazoa; Chordata; Leptocardii; Amphioxiformes; Branchiostomatidae. Gene Ontology annotation, molecular function: ATP binding; transmembrane receptor protein tyrosine kinase activity. The record is from RefSeq and is a predicted model, not a curated record. Gene Ontology annotation, cellular component: signaling receptor complex.
GCACGUACGGUAAAGACUGGUCAGAUUUAAACUCCAAACUGGAACCAUACAUACGUUUGUUCCUCAUAUUGUGCUUCCUUCACGACAGAAUCAUGGCGGUGCACUACCUACAGACGACGCCUGUGAUGAUUGUUAUGUACCUGAUAUUAACUCGCCAGACCACAGCUACAACAGAAGAGUUUCGAGUCUCCGUACCAGAAAACGUGGCUGUCGGACAGGCCAUAUUUACCCUACCUAGGACCCAACUUCGAGACAAAGCGGAACUUCCGUGUGCCAAAAUGGACGGGGAUCCGCAUUUUCGCUUCAACAUGACCGAAAACUGCACCAUUAUGGUCGCCAACCCUCUGGACUGGUCUGUAGAGUCGGCAUAUCUGCUCAACAUUCACAGGGGAUUGUAUAGCACCAGUGUCAAAGUGCAGUUGACUGACGUUGUAGGCUACCCUCCUGUGUACAACGAAACAUGCGAAACACCUACCAAUCCUAAAGGUGGAGUAUCGAAUUUACUCUUUAGUUUUACGUUAAGUACGGAAGUGCUGACCACUAACGGUGAUGUUCUGUACACAAGACAGCGUUGGAACGAUGACGCAUUCCACGGUACUACCUAUGAUCCUUGGAGGGCUAACACAAACAACGGUGACUGCACUUUCCAUUUAGCUACAUACACAACUUGGGCUGAUGAUCUCAUUACAUUACAAGAUAUAUAUGAUAACGGCAUACGUCAAAUGACAUGUAGUGUGGGGUCUGGUGAUCACGAUUUGUUAGGUGAGUUGUUUUUUAGAGGACGCGAGAACGAAUCAAGACUUCAGAAAUUAAGAAAGUUUGUUCCUAACUCUAUCGUAGAGGACAAGAAUAUCAAGUAUUUCGUAUUGUCCACGUGCAUUUUUCCUGCGAAAGAAGCGAAGUUAUAUUCCUGCAACUUUCCAACAUCUCUUAAUCCCCCAGUCAGGUCCUUGAUCAACCCUGGUACCAGGAUAGAAAUAGCAAGCAUUGGAUAUGCAGAUAUAGAAGUACGACCAAUAGGCUGCCCUGUUGGAAAAUACGGCUUCUUCUGUAAUAAGAACUGUAUUUGUAAGAACGGCGCCCGCUGCCACGGGUUUAACGGCGCCUGCAAAUGUGCCCCCGGCUGGAAAGGUGUGGCCUGUGACAUUCCCAAGCCAGACGUCUCGAUAACCACGACACCUAGCGACCCUCAACGAAUCUACACUUCCCGCAAUGUGGCUUUACAUUGUAGGGCACACAACAUUGAUGUUGAAGUCAUGUCUCUGCGAUUUCCAAAUGGAUCGAAGAAACUGGUUAGUGGAGAGAACCACAUGACUGUACUUGUCGCAAACAUACAACUUGAAGAUAGUGGAUAUUACAUUUGCAUGGUUCUUGACAAAGAUGGACUUGCUCUAAAUGCAUCAAUGGUUCUUGAUGUGAAUUGCCCACCGAACCGCAAGGGUGUUGAUUGUGAUGAAGUGUGUGAUUGCCUGCAAGGUGCCAGCUGUGACCGGAUGGCCGGUUGUGUCUGUCCGCCGGGAUGGACGGGAACCUGGUGUCAGACAAGGUGUCCCCGUGGCACGUACGGUAAAGACUGUACAAAACGCUGCAGCUGCCAGAAUGAGGCGAGCUGCAGUCCUAGCGGAGGCAGGUGUAACUGCACCGACGGCUGGUACGGAAACGACUGCGGCAAACCGUGUCCGAGCGGUCUUUUCGGGUGGAGAUGCCAGCAGCGUUGUGUUUGUAAGAACAACGCCACAUGCAAUAUCGUGGACGGUAGCUGCACAUGUGUAACACCGUGGACGGGACGGUACUGUGACCAAUUGCAGACAACCAGAGAUCAACCAUUGCCGGAAAUCCUGAUCCCGAUAGGCUCCUUAGUCCUGCUGGUUGCCAUAGUGAUGGCCAUACUCUUUAAAUCAGGAUUUCUGGCUUACUCCGUGCCUGAAACAGGCGAGGAAGAAAAGAUACUUUUCGAGCUGAGGAGAAUGGAGCAGGACCUAGCACAGACUCUACAGCCGGGCUGGCUCGGGCGUUGGGAGAAGAAGGCCCGCCAUCUCACUCCUGGUCCCCUGAUAGGGGAAGGAAUGUUUGGGAAAGUCAGAAGGGCACAGCUACGCACGGCUGGAGGGCGGCUAGACGUCGCCGCCAAAGCAGUUCGCGUGGAGGACGCGCAGUCCUAUCGUGACUUCUACAGGGAAGCAGCCAUACUGGUAGCCGUGCACCAAGUGCGGGAACAAGCCGGCAACGAUCUCGAGUCCAACAUCGUUCGACUUGUGGGGCUCAUCACCAAGUCUGCGGAGAAGUACAUCCUUCUAGAAUAUGCCCCAAAAGGCGAUCUCUUAGGCUUCUUACGAGGGAUAAAGAACAACAAUCAGGAGUACCAACUUGAAAAUCUUCUAGGAUACGCAGUUCAUAUAGCACGUGCUCUGCAAGAGCUAGAGCGCCUGAGAAUCGCCCAUCGUGACGUGGCCGCUCGUAACGUCCUCAUCACUGCCGAUGACGUGGCCAAGUUGGCAGAUUUUGGACUGGCCAGAGAUGUGUACGCCACCACUCAGUAUGUACGAGCCAACCGGCCAGGCCUUGACGAACUCCUGCCGCUGAAGUGGAUGGCGCUGGAGUCCAUCGAGACCGGCGAGUACACCUGUCAGAGUGACGUCUGGUCCUUCGGCGUGCUGCUGUGGGAGAUCGCCACGCUGGGACAAGAUCCGUGCUACGAUGGCAGAAUGCAACUCACUUUUCUCCAGAUGGUGGGGAUUCUGAGGCAAGGAACACGGAUGAACAGGCCGCCGGAGUGUCCGGAGGACCUGUACCGACUGAUGAGGGCGUGUUGGCGCGACGUUCCUGAUACAAGACCGACUCCAGAAGGGAUAGAAAAGAAACUGAUGCAACUGAGACGUGCACUGAUCCCACCCGAAGCCAUUCAAAUGGAGACAGCCUUGACCCAAGUGGCUGGCACCAGGGUAGAAAUAACAAGCAUUGAAUAUGCAGAUAUAGAACUACGCCCCACAGGCUGCCCUGUUGGAAAAUACGGCUUCUUCUGUGAUAAGAACUGUAUCUGUAAGAACGGCGCCCGCUGCCACGGGUUUAACGGCGCCUGCAAAUGUGCCCCCGGCUGGAAAGGUGUGGCCUGUGACAUUCCCAAGCCAGACGUGUCGAUAACCACGGCACCUAGCAACCCUCAACGAAUCUACACUUCCCGCAAUGUGAGUUUACAUUGUAGGGCACACAACCUUGAUGCCAAAGUCAUGUCUCUGCGAUUUCCAAAUGGAUCAGAGAUUAUGAAACUGGUUAGUGGCGAGAACCACAUGACUGUACUUGUCGCAAACAUACAACUUGAAGAUAGUGGUUAUUACAUUUGCAUGGUUCUUGACAAAGAUGGACUUGCUCUAAAUGCAUCAAUGGUUCUUAAUGUGCAUUGCCCACCGAACCGCAAGGGUGCCGAUUGUGAUGAAGUGUGUGAUUGCCUGCAAGGUGCCAGCUGUGACCGGAGGGCCGGUUGUGUCUGUCCGCCGGGAUGGACGGGAACCAGGUGUCAGACAAAAUGUCCCCGUGGCACGUACGGUAAAGACUGUACAAAACGCUGCAGCUGUCAGAAUGAGGCGAGCUGCAGCCCUAGUGGAGGCAGGUGUAACUGCACCGACGGCUGGUACGGAAACAACUGCGGCAAACCGUGCCCGAGCGGUCUUUUCGGGUGGAGAUGCCAGCAGCGUUGUGUUUGUAAGAACAACGCCACAUGCAACAGCGUGGACGGUAGCUGCACAUGUGUAAAACCGUGGACGGGACGGUACUGUGACCAAUUGCAGACAAGCAGAGAUCAACCAUUGAUGGAAAUCCUGAUCCCGCUAGGCUCCUUAGUCCUGCUGGUUGCCAUUGUGAUGGUCAUACUCUUUAAAUCAGGAUUUCUGGCUUGCUCCGUGCCUGAAACAGGCGAGGAAGAAAAGAUACUUUUCGAGCUGAGGAGAAUGGAGCAGGACCUAGCACAAACUCUACAGCCGGGCUGGCUCGGGCGUUGGGAGAAGAAGGCACGCCAUCUCGCUCCUGGUCCCCUGAUAGGGGAAGGAAUGUUUGGGAAAGUCAGAAAGGCACAGCUACGCACGGCUGGAGGGCGGCUAGACGUCGCCGCCAAAGCAGUUCGCGUGGAGGACGCGCAGUCCUAUCGUGACUUCUACAGGGAAGCAGCCAUACUGGUAGCCGUGCACCAAGUGCAGGGACAAGACGACAACAAUCGCAAUGAGUCCAACAUCGUUCGACUUGUGGGGCUCAUUACCAAGUCUGCGGAGAAGUACAUCCUUCUAGAAUAUGCCCCAAAAGGCGAUCUCUUAGGCUUCUUACGAGGAAUAAAGAACAACAAUCAGGAGUACCAACUUGAAAAUCUUCUAUUAUACGCAGUUCAUAUAGCACGAGCUCUGCAAGAGCUAGAGCGCCUGAGAAUCGCCCAUCGCGACGUGGCCGCUCGUAACGUCCUCAUCACUGCCGAUGACGUGGCCAAGUUGGCUGAUUUUGGACUGGCCAGAGAUGUGUACGCCACCACUCAGUAUGUACGAGCCAACCGGCCAGGCCUUGACGAACUCCUGCCGCUGAAGUGGAUGGCGCUGGAGUCCAUCGAGACCGGCGAGUACACCUGUCAGAGUGACGUCUGGUCCUUCGGCGUGCUGCUGUGGGAGAUCGCCACGCUGGGACAAGAUCCGUGCUACGAUGGCAGGGUUCAUCUGACUUUUCUCCAGAUGGUGGGGAUUCUGAGGCAAGGGAUAAGGAUGAAUAUGCCGCCGGAGUGUCCGGAGGACCUGUACCGACUGAUGAGGGCGUGUUGGCGCGACGUUCCUGAUACAAGACCGACUCCAGAAGGGAUAGAGAAGAGACUGAUGCAACUGAGACGUGCACUGCUCCCACCCGAAGCCAUUCAAAUGGAAACUGCGUUGUAAUCAUGGCAAAUAUCUACUUG